Molecule: messenger RNA, 964 nt
Organism: Ceratitis capitata (Mediterranean fruit fly)
Lineage: Eukaryota; Metazoa; Arthropoda; Insecta; Diptera; Tephritidae
Gene: RpS3A
Product: 40S ribosomal protein S3a
Exons: 2
Coding region: 60-866 (268 amino acids)
Biological process (GO): translation
Cellular component (GO): cytosol; ribosome
Molecular function (GO): structural constituent of ribosome
Source: RefSeq, a predicted model, not a curated record
CUUCUUUUGACAUUACGACGUCAACGUGAUUCGAUCUUUUUCCGCUUUGAGCUCUGAAGAUGGCGGUCGGUAAAAAUAAGGGUCUCUCUAAAGGAGGUAAAAAAGGUGGCAAGAAGAAGGUUGUAGAUCCCUUCUCGCGCAAAGAUUGGUACGAUGUGAAAGCACCAAACAUGUUCGUGACCCGCCAAAUUGGCAAAACUUUGGUAAACCGCACCCAGGGUCAAAGAAUCGCAUCCGAUUACUUGAAGGGCCGUGUGUUCGAAGUAUCUUUGGCCGAUUUGCAAAACGAUAACGAUUCUGAUCGCUCUUACCGCAAGUUCCGUUUGAUUGCUGAAGACGUCCAGGAUCGCAACGUACUUUGCAACUUCCAUGGCAUGGACUUGACCACAGAUAAGUACAGGUCUAUGGUUAAGAAAUGGCAAACACUUAUCGAAGCCAUUGUUGAGGCUAAGACCACUGACGGUUACAUGCUCCGUGUAUUCUGCAUUGGUUUCACCGCUAAGGAUCAACAAUCUCAUCGUAAAAAAUGCUACGCUCAGCAGUCCCAAGUGCGUAACAUUCGUUCAAAGAUGACUGAAAUCAUCACCAACGAUGUGACCAGCUCUGAUUUGAAGCAAUUGGUGAACAAACUGGCUCUUGACUCCAUUGCCAAGGAUAUUGAGAAGAAAUGCCAACGCAUCUACCCAUUGUACGAUGUUUACAUUCGCAAAGUAAAGGUAUUAAAGAAGCCCCGUUUUGAUCUGUCCAAAUUGUUGGAAUUACACGGUGAUGGUGGCAGCAAGGGUACAGACGCCGUUGUCUCUUCGGAAGGUGCUGUUGUUGAAAGGCCCGAGGGUUAUGAACCACCUGUGCAGGAAUCCGUUUAAAAUUUUUAAUAAAUUAAAAGUUUGAUUUUAUAAUGUAGAUGAUACAAUGGAAAGAAAAACCAAAACUCGCAGAUAGGAGUUUUGCCUAAAACAAUAAA